ACUGUCCUCGCUCGAGUCCAACGCCCAACGGACUAGUCAAGUCUCUAGUCUUCCUUCCACUCGCUUUCUCCUCGCCGGCGCCAAACAGAGAACGUGAGGCCAGCGAGCUCCUACGGCACAGCGAAGAACUCUCACCCCCCUCGCCGUGGUACCACGGCGGGCCCACCAGAUAGGGAUUUGAGGAGGUUCGGCACGCAACCGUUUCGAAUUUUUGGGUGGAUUCAUCAGCUAGAGGAACCGUCAAGGUUGCCCUUGUCAUUCCGGGAAUCCGGGUUAGUUCUGUGAACUGAGGGCUUCUGGAGUGAUAAAGAUCCAGAAGGCUUCGUGCUGGAUUGAUGGUUGGCUGACUGCGGUGGUUGUUGCAUAUCCUAGAAGCACUAAAAACAUGUCCGGUGAGGAGAAAGAUGAUGUCCCUAUGCUCCAAAGAGCUUUGGAGUUACAGAGACUUCCUGCUAGAAGUUCAUCAAUGUGUAUACCAGUCAGAGAUGGUACAUAUGAAGACUCGUUCAUAUCCCAUACUGGUCCUCUGUUCGUUCGGAGACCAACUCAAUUUGCAUCCAUGGGCAUUCCAUCAGGAAGCAGAGAUGUGCCAGACAAGAUAUCGUGGCCUUUCCAGGGUAAGCAAGGAAAGAAGACAAAUGCUGUCAUGCCCGCAGAUAUUGGAACGAGUGACUAUUGUGAUGGUAGGCAUGCACCAAAGAAUGAACACUUGAUGAUGUCUGGACCUCUGGGACAGUGUGAUGAUCCUGAUUGUGUACAUUGCCCUCCUGCCUGUAAAAACAAAAGGCAUUUCCAGAGAACUUCAGCUCCUUUUGAUAAUAAGUUUCACAAAAUUCUGUAUGGUUUUGGUGGAUGGAGGACAAAAAUUGGGCGUUCCCUUUCAUAUAUCCCAGUUGUGAAUCCACAUGCUAAGGCUGUUCAUCGAUGGAACCAGUUUUUUGUGAUAUCAUGCUUGCUUGCCAUUUUCACCGACCCUCUGUUUUUCUUCCUAUUGUCCGUGGAUAAGGAUAACAAGUGCAUAGUGUUCAACUGGAAUUUUGCGAGAGCAUUAGCUGUCGCAAGAACUGUGACUGAUGUCAUUUAUCUUCUUCACAUGCUUCUUCAGUUUAGGCUGGCCUAUGUAGCUCCAGAGUCCAGAGUAGUGGGAACUGGAGAUUUAGUUGACGAGCCUAAAAAAAUUGCUAUGCGCUAUCUUCGUGGGUUUCUUGCAUUCGACUUAUUCGUUGUGCUUCCACUCCCUCAGGUGAUGAUAUUGCGAGUUAUCCCUAAGUAUGUGGGGGUAUCAAGCGCAAAUUACGCAAAGAAUUUGUUGCGUGCCACAGUUCUUCUUCAGUAUGCCCCACGUAUUAUCAGAUUUGUGCCAUUGCUUGGUGUUCAAUCUGCCAAUGGAUUCAUUUUUGAAUCAGCAUGGGCAAACUUUGUAAUUAAUCUUCUAAUGUUUGUUUUAGCCGGGCAUGUUGUUGGUUCAUGUUGGUACCUCUUUGGGCUACAGAGGGUUAAUCAAUGUCUACAGAAUGUCUGUGUUGGGUUGAGCAUAACAUCAUGUGCUGAGUUCAUAGAUUGCGGAAAUGGCAUUGCUGAGCAGGGCAGACAAAAGAGGCACAUGUGGUUCCACAAGUUCAACGACUCAGCCUCAGUAGAGUGUUUCGAUACUGCAAAUGGUUCUUUUAAGUAUGGGAUCUAUCAACAGGCAGUUUUGCUAACUGCAGAACCUGCCGUUAAGCGCUAUAUAUAUUCAUUAUUUUGGGGAUUUCAGCAAAUAAGUACUUUAGCUGGCAAUUUGGUCCCAAGUUACUUUGCAUGGGAAGUUAUAUUCACUAUGGCUAUUAUUGGACUGGGGUUGUUGCUUUUUGCAUUACUUAUUGGGCAUAUGCAGAACUUUCUCCAAGCUCUUGGAAGAAGGAGACUGGAAAUGCAACUUAGAAGGCGUGAUGUUGAACAAUGGAUGAGCCACAGGCGACUGCCAGAACAUUUGAGAAGGUUUUGCAUCCUAGGAAUCAAAUCUGAGAAACCAACUUUGUUUCCAUGUUUUCCUUUUGAACACUGGAGGGUUAGAGAUGCAGAGAGGUUUAGUUGGGUGGCUACGAGAGGAGUGAAUGAAGAAGAGCUUUUGAGUAAUCUACCAGAAGAUAUUCAAAGGGCUAUACGCCGCCAUUUUUUUAGGUUCCUCGACAAGGUCCGCUUAUUCAAUCUGAUGAUGGAUUGUGCAAUCUGGGAUGCUAUCUGUGAUAAGUUAAAGCAGAACUUGUAUAUUAGAGGAAGCGACAUUCUUUAUCAGGGUGGCCCUGUGGAAAAGAUGGUCUUUAUAGUGAGGGGUAAACUGGAAAGCAUCAGUGCUGAUGGGACCAAGUCUCCACUGCAUGAAGGAGAUGUAUGUGGUGAGGAGCUCCUUACUUGGUACUUGGAGCAGCAGUCUUCAGCGACUAGAGAUGGUGGGAAGGUGAAGGUCUAUGGCAUGCGACCGGUGGCCAUACGUACUGUCAGAUGUGUAUCAAAUGUUGAAGCUUUUGUGCUACGGGCAAGUGAUUUGGAAGAAGUAACUUCUCAAUUUUCAAGAUUCUUGCGCAAUCCUCGGGUGCUUGGUGCAAUUAGGUACGAAUCACCAUACUGGAGGACUAUCGCGGCGAGCCGCAUCCAGGUCGCUUGGAGGUACCGGAAAAGGCGGCUGAAGAGAGCAGAGGUGUCGAGGUCGCAGCAGCCAUCGUAUGGCUUAUAUUCCAAUGUACAGCUGUGAGGUCCGGCAAAGGGACCUCUCAUGGUACCCUUUGCCCUUUGGUAUAUGCAAUCGGCUUAUAUAUAGUUUUCUGAAUAUGUAGGUAAGCUGUAGGAUGUACUCCUUUGAUAUGGCAGUGGCACCACUUCCAUGUUGGUGCCAUAGGUUUCUGGUACCAUCUCGAAUUUUACCACAGCAGCAGUGCAGCACUGCUUUGAGCACCUCUGGACUCCGGUAUAUGAUAACGAUAACGAGAUAUAAAUGCUCCGCUGUUGUAAAGUGUUACUUACAACUGCCACGGUAUAAAUGUCCCAUUUUACCAGACUUGCUACA
Molecule: messenger RNA, 3046 nt
Organism: Brachypodium distachyon (stiff brome)
Lineage: Eukaryota; Viridiplantae; Streptophyta; Magnoliopsida; Poales; Poaceae
Product: probable cyclic nucleotide-gated ion channel 20, chloroplastic
Exons: 15
Coding region: 386-2734 (782 amino acids)
Biological process (GO): transmembrane transport; monoatomic ion transport
Cellular component (GO): membrane
Molecular function (GO): monoatomic ion channel activity
Source: RefSeq, a predicted model, not a curated record